Messenger RNA from Sorex fumeus (smoky shrew), 1106 nucleotides. It is a transcript of the gene CFAP410, whose product is annotated as cilia and flagella associated protein 410. Gene Ontology annotation, biological process: cytoskeleton organization. Bases 69 to 785 code for a protein of 238 amino acids. Gene Ontology annotation, molecular function: protein binding. The record is from RefSeq and is a predicted model, not a curated record. Lineage: Eukaryota; Metazoa; Chordata; Mammalia; Eulipotyphla; Soricidae. The transcript is spliced from 7 exons.
UCGGAGAUCUUCCGGGCUCGCGGCCCGGCCCGGCCCGGCCCGGCUGAGGCUCGGCGCGGCCCGGCGCCAUGAAGCUGACUCGGAAGAUGGUCCUGACCCGGGCCAAGGCGUCGGAGCUGCACAGCGUGCGCAAGCUCAACUGCUGGGGCAGCCGCCUGACCGACAUCUCCAUCUGCCGGGAGAUGCCCAGUCUAGAAGUGAUCACACUCAGCGUCAACAAUGUGUCCACACUGGAGCCCGUGAGCAGCUGCCGGCAGCUGAGCGAGCUGUACGUGCGCCGGAACUGCAUCAGCAGCCUGGCGGAGCUGGCCCACCUGCAGGGCCUGCCGCGCCUGCGCGUGCUCUGGCUGGCCGAGAACCCAUGCUGCGGCCCGGACCCCCGCCGCUACCGCCUGACCGUGCUGCGCGCGCUGCCCCGCCUCCAGCGCCUGGACAACCAGGCUGUGACAGAGGAGGAGCUGUCCCAAGCACUGAUAGAGGGAGAGGAACUUACAGCUCUGAGUGUGAGGGACCCUGCACCUGAGACCCAGGGGCACUCCCUGAGCUACAGCGAAGAGGAAGCGGGCACCGAGGUCCAGCUGGGUCAGAAGCCUCCCACCCGGAGUUGCUUCCCCUCCUCGCACACAGAAGCCAUGAACGGCUGCAAGACCAAGGGCCAUGUCCUGAGCGCGGUGCUGCUGCUGCUGCAUGAGCUGGAUGCCGAGGCGCUGGAGACCGUGCACCAGGGUGUGGUCAGCCGGCUGCAGGCCCUGCACACACCCGAAGUGCAGGAGGACAUGGAGUGACCCAGGAAGUGGACUACCUGUAGGGGACCACCACAGGAUGGCCCCCACCCUGCCGUGCAUCCUGAUGCUGGCUCUUGGGGAGCCGGACAGCCUGAACACUGUGUUCCCAUCCCAGCCUCCUGUGCCGUGAACAGCACCUAAGGUGAGUCCCCGCUCGGGCCGGCCACCCAGUGGUCACACACAGGGACCGAGCAGGGGACAAGAGGGGCCCUUUGCUGUGAGCAAGCCCUGCUGGGGGCUGUCUGGAAGCUGACGUGGGCCCGGAAUUCCAGGAGGAGCCACUUGGGCGGCCUGUGGCGGGAAAGAUGCCCCAUUGCCCCC